GAGAAAGAAGGCCGCCGGAUCUGCACCGAACAGAACAAGAAACAACAAACAAACAAAGCAAACCAACAUAGAAACAAACAAACCAAAAAAACCCACACAAAACAAAAAACAAAGCCAGAUCAACGAAGGGAUGGUGAAGAUCCGAGGUGAAAGAACGGAGGUGAUGGUGGCGAUGGUGGAUCUGCAGAAGGGAGAAAAAUCAAGUUUUUUUUUUUCUGUUUUCUCCUUUUUUUUUCUUUUUUUCUUUUUUUGGGGUGGAGCCUCCAGCCCAACACCAGUUGGUUCCUUUUUAUAUCCUUCUCUCCUCUAGACUGUAUGGUUAUCCUUAAGACUUUUUAGGGUCCUGAUGCUGUUCGUGAGACGACCAUUCUGUAUAAGCUCAAGCUUGAAGAGAUUGUGACUACUAUUCCCACAAUUGAGUUUAAUGUGGAGACUGUGGAGUAUAAGAACAUUAGCUUCACCAUUUUGGAUUUUCUUUAUUGUUUCGGCCCAGGUAGAAGCACUUACUAAUCAGGAAGAAGUUGAAUUGCGUUCCAAGAUUGAGGCCCUUGGGUUGGAGGUUAGGAAAGUCCCUUCAAAAUCCAUCCAGAGCCUUGAUGAGUUAUGUCAUCCAAUCUUACAUCUGCCAUUACUAUUUCCUCUUUAGAAACAAUUUGAGUAUGGAAAUAAAUGUAGUGUCAUACAUGUUUGCUUUUAUUUUAUGACAGGGAAUCGGAUAAAUUUUGGGCAAAGCUGAAUGGUGUGGAUGAUAUGAUCUUCAGCCACAGCCUUAGAUGCAGAGGUGCAGUCUCUCUUGAGCAGUAGUGCCAAUUUAAGGAUGGUAGUUAUUACUGCCACUGCUGAUGAGC
Molecule: messenger RNA, 848 nt
Organism: Rubroshorea leprosula
Lineage: Eukaryota; Viridiplantae; Streptophyta; Magnoliopsida; Malvales; Dipterocarpaceae
Source: the annotation of a GenBank genome assembly